Entrophospora sp. SA101 is the source of this 881-nucleotide messenger RNA. Lineage: Eukaryota; Fungi; Glomeromycota; Glomeromycetes; Entrophosporales; Entrophosporaceae. The record is from the annotation of a GenBank genome assembly.
UAUUAAGUAAAACCUUGACUCAAAAUGAAUUAACGUCAUCACCAUCAGCAAACGAUCAUGAAUACAUUAUAGAUUUUGAAGAUAUUUUGGACAAUGAACCAAAAUUUGGUUCACAUUUUAAUCAUAAAUUUAUGGGAAUGCAGAUUCUUGAUAAUUUUAUUUUUUCAGUAGUGAACAUUUUUUCUGGGUUUUUUAUUUUGGACAAUAAUUAUUUCAAAGAUCAAUAUUCAGAAAAUCAUAUAGGAGCAGUAAUAUAUGCUCCACUUUUCAAUAACUUAUUUCGUCAAGAGUGUUAUUCAAUAAGGCUCAAUGAAAAUCUUGGAAAUGAGGAGAGAGUUAGAUUGGCAUUGGUGCCUGACAUCAAAUUGACUUAUUUGAGAGGAAAUAUGGAAAUCAUUGUAAUAGAACACCAGAAACAAAUUGUUUUAGAUGGAUUAAAGAAAAACAAAAAAGAUACUACAAAGAUUACUAUAAUGAUGCAUGAUUUGCUGACAAAAAUUUCAAAAGACUUGGAUAGUAGAGAGCUAUCAGAUCAUAUCAAAAAUAUAAAUGUGUUUGGUGUAAUAACAUCAAAGCUAGACAUUGAAAUAUAUUCAAUGCAGAUGCCUGCUCCUGAGCUGUAUGUGUUUAAUAAGAUAUUUGAAUUCAGCCUCCCAACAAAUGUGCUUGAUUUUCCUGAAAUCUCUUGGGCAUUGAGUUUCUUAAUUAAGUUUCGACGUAUUGUGGAUCAGAAUUACUUUAGAUAUAUAAAUAUACUUAAUAAUAAUGAACCUGUUACACCCACACAACAAAUGAGAUGGUCCAUCAAAAUGAAAAAAUCGCCUAUAUCUUUACAUAGUGAAAUUGAUAAAACAAACAAAAAGAGAAAAGAAUCAAAGUAA